CGACCACCAUAGCCAAGUUCAAUUGAUCUCGGAAAUCAGCACUCUAUCAAACAUGUCACCAAAGGUCUUUUUCGUCACAGGAACUUCCACCGGCUUCGGCGCCGAGUACGUCAAGAAAAUCAUUGCAGAGGGCGAUCAUGCCGUUGCUACUGCUCGCAACUCGUCAAAGCUUGAGAAGCCCGAGGGAGCAACCGAUGAAAACUAUCUUGCUGUAGACCUUGAUGUUACCAAGAAAGAGUCCAUCGAUGCUGCCUUCCAAAAGGCCAUUGACAAGUUUGGACGUCUUGAUGUCGUCGUCAACAAUGCUGGCUAUGGUCUUGCCGGCGAAUUUGAGAGUCUAAGCGAAGAGCAGAUUCGUAAACAGAUGGAAGUCAACUUCUUCGGCCUCCUCGACGUAACCCGCAAAGCCCUCGAAUCCAUGCGCGCACAAAAGCCCCAAGGCGGUGUGAUCCAACAAGUAACCUCCAUCGGCGGCCAACGCGGUGUCCCCCUCUUCUCCAUCUACUGUGCUUCCAAAUGGGCAGUAGAAGGCUACACCGAAGCCCUUUCCAAGGAGCUAAAGCCAGAGUGGAACAUCAAGCUUACUUGCAUUGAACCCGGCGGUUUCCGAACCGAUUGGGCUGGCAGAAGUAUGGAUUUCGGUGCGAAUAAGAAUGAGGAUUAUGAUCAUUUGGAUGCGAAGAAGAGUAUGGGGGAGAGAAAUGGUACGCAGGCUGGUGAUCCGCCAAAGGGUGCUAGGUGUAUGUAUGAGUUGGCUGUUAUGGAUGAUCCACCGCUUAGAUGUGUAAUUGGUACUGAUGCUUAUGCUGGCAUCAACGAGAAGCUGGAUCAGUACCGGGAGAACGUCAAGAAGUUUGAGAAGUUGAGUACCAGCACUGAUGUUGAUGGGUACAAGAAGUCUUAGACGGGUUUCGCUUCAUGAUCCACGAACUCUUCCUUUCCUAGUCUAAUUUACAUUUGUCUCUAUCAUUCUUUGACAGUAAGUUUGGUCACUCUGUGUCUUCUCAUCUUUCAUCUAAUGGGUGAAUCUAAAAUCCAAACGCUUGUUG
Messenger RNA from Aureobasidium subglaciale EXF-2481, 1049 nucleotides. RefSeq lists its product as uncharacterized. Lineage: Eukaryota; Fungi; Ascomycota; Dothideomycetes; Dothideales; Saccotheciaceae. The transcript has 3 exons. Bases 53 to 904 code for a protein of 283 amino acids. Gene Ontology annotation, molecular function: oxidoreductase activity. The record is from RefSeq and is a predicted model, not a curated record.